GUCGUCUUCCCACCCACUUCCCCACUCUUCCUCCCUCUAUAUAUACCCCUCUGCAGCUCUGCAUCCUGCACCUGGACGCAGAUCCGCAACGCGUUCAGUGAAAUUCAACCGAGAAACUAAAACCCCAGACUCUUCUUCCUAAGAACUAAUGGCCUCUCCAGCUGUGAAGGAGCACUUGCCCCCGCCGUUGAAUUCCACCGCCGAGCAGCCUCCGCUUUUCGAUGGAACCGCAAGGUUGUACACCAACUACAGUUGCCCUUUUGCCCAGCGUGUUUGGAUUACUAGGAACUACAAGGGAUUACAGGACAAGAUCAAAUUAGUUCCCCUCGACCUUCAAGACAGGCCUGCUUGGUACAAGGAGAAAGUCUACCCGUUGAACAAGGUGCCUGCUCUGGAACACAAUGGAAAAAUAAUUGGGGAGAGUCUGGAUCUGAUCAAAUAUGUCGACAGCAACUUUGAAGGGCCUUCUCUUUUCCCAAAUGAUCCAGCUAAAAAGAAGUUUGGUGAAGAGCUGCUAGCUUAUACCGAUGAGUUCACCAGAAUCGUCUACACUUCAUUUAAGGGAGACCCAGCCAAGGAAGCUGCUCCUGCUUUUGUUCGCUUGGAGAAUGCUCUUCACAAGUUCGAGGAUGGACCUUUCUUCCUUGGCCAGUUUUCCUUGGUGGACAUUGCCUAUAUUGCUUUCAUUGAGAGAUUCCAGAUCUUCUUGUCGGAAGUGUUCAAGUACGACAUAACUGCUGGCAGACCUAAACUGGCAGCGUGGAUUGAGGAGAUGAACAAGAUCGAUGCGUACACUCAGACAAAGACUGACCCCAAAGUGCUAGUCGAGUUCUACAAGAAGCGGUUCCUGGCUCAGCAAUAGAAUCGUGAUGCGGAUGAGGCCAUGCUGUGUGAUUGAAUAAGCGGCUCGAUUGAAUUUUGUGGUCUUUGAUUAACUUAUGAUGUAUCCUGACGAGAUAUAGCCUCGUGGGAUAUUAUACUACAAUAGUCUAUAUCUCAUAAAUAAGAUGGGCACGUCUUUGUUGGUGAAUAUGUCUAGCUUCAUUGCUUUCGGACUCCCAUCUGUUCCAUCUUUCAUUUGGUUGUAAGUUGUAACGUGCAUGAACGAACAAGAGCAGCUGGUCUCUAGAUGAACAUGGAUUUACAUAUGGUUGAACAUACCCA
Molecule: messenger RNA, 1164 nt
Organism: Punica granatum (pomegranate)
Lineage: Eukaryota; Viridiplantae; Streptophyta; Magnoliopsida; Myrtales; Lythraceae
Source: RefSeq, a predicted model, not a curated record